UCACCCUCAGAGACACCUACUUCACAGCGUGGCGCACACCGACCCUCCGAGAGGUUUGACGUCCGCCCCGAGCGGGCUAGUUCUCGUCCCUGCUGGUCGGGGUACGAGUAGGGAGCUGGUCUCACCUAGCAGAUGUGUCUGGGACACUCCGCUUUAUUUAUUCACCCCACAAGUCCCAGAUGAGCACGAGGGAGGAGACGGCAGGACGCUGGACCGGCGGCUGGCAGGAGCAGCGCGCGGAGCCCAUGGAUGAGGCGGCGGGCGAGGGCUUCGUGAAGGAGUACACGCGGCACUCCAGCGACGUCCUGCAGAACCUCAACGAGCUGCGGCGGCGCCACCUGCUGACGGACACCACCUUGGUCGUGGGCGGGGCCCAUCUACGCGCGCACUGUGCCGUACUCGUCGCCUGCAGCGGGUUCUUCUACUCGCUGUACUCGCGGCGCCUGUCGCUCCAAGGCGGCGCUGCGGGCCUCCAGCCGCUGACGGUGGCGCUGCCCGGCGGCCUGGACGUGGCCAGCGUCUCCCUGCUGCUGGACUUCAUGUACACGUCCCGCCUGCCGCUGAGCCACCGCAGCGUGGCCGGCGUGCUGGCCGCCGCCACCCACCUGCAGAUGGAGCACGUGGCCGACACCUGCCGCGCCUUCAUGCAGCUGCACAGGGAGCAGAUGGGUGCUGAACGCCCUCAAGUGGAGCUGGACUCCAGGGUGUCUGUCGUCUCCGUAGGCCCCCGAGGAGGAGGGGGCCUGCCCCCCAAACCCUCCAGCUCACGCCCAGCGCCCCCGGGCCACUGCCAGUUCCCCCGGGAGGCCGGCCUCUCCGUGAAGCCAGGGGCUUUCCCGGCCGGCGAGCCCAGGCCCAAGGAGACGAAGCUGGAGCGGCGGUCGCCCCUAGCGGGCUGCCCCACCCCCUCCCCCGACAGCCCCACCAGCCCCACCCGCUCCGGAGGCCAGCCCAGCUCCCCCGCCGAGUCCAACACGUGUCACCUCGCGGGUGUGACCAAGCCUCCCCCCGACCCCAAGGCCUGUAACUGGAAGAAGUACAAGUACAUAGUCCUCAACCCUCUCUGUGCCGUCCCCACGGUGAAGGAGGAGGAGCCAGGAGAGAGGAACACGCCCAUCUCCCAGAGGACCGCUGUGUCAUCUGACGCACCCACAGAGGCGUGGCCUGGAGAAGUGCCCGGUCAGAUUGAUAGACAGGGGCGGGCCUCCUGCUACGAGGGUUCUGGCCAAGCCCCUCCCCUCGGACCACCCCCUCUGUGGAGGUCUCUCAGGGAGCGGCGUGCUCCUCUCUCCCCCUCCCCCGCCGGCGCCCGCCGCAGACCACGCCCACCCGACCAGCGCGCGUUCAAGCGGGAGGACGGCCACGCGCCGUACCUGUACUCCGGGAACGUCAUCGGCACCAAGGCGCUUAUUGCCGGGGACAAGCCGUACCGCUGCAACGUCUGCAGCGCCCAGUUCAACCGCCCGGCCAACCUGAAGACCCACGCCCGCAUCCACUCGGGGGAGAAGCCCUACCGCUGUGACACCUGCGGCGCACGAUUCGUCCAGGUAGCUCACCUGAGGGCCCACGUGCUCAUCCACACGGGGGAGAAGCCCUACCCCUGCCACACCUGUGGCACCCGCUUCAGACACCUGCAGACACUCAAGAGCCACCUGCGCAUACACACCGGGGAGAAGCCCUACACGUGUGAGCAGUGUGACCUGCACUUCCGGCACAAGAGCCAGCUGAGGCUCCACCUGCGGCAGAAGCACGGGGCCAUCACCAACACCAAAGUGCGCUACAAGGUCCUGUCGGAGGGCUACCAGCCCCUCCUGCAGGCCUGCUGAGGGGGCCCCCUUAGCUGCUGGGGCCCCGAACCACGGCGACCACACCCACCACAGUGACUGAGGCCACGGGGAUGGCGUGACGGCACAGAGCUGGAGAGCGUGUUGUGAUGUGAGAGUGGGAGGAUUCCGGGGAUAAGGAUUCAGUAAUAGUGAAGGACGCAGGAAGAGAGCAGAGAAGUUAGACGGUAAGAAUGUGAAGGGUUGAUGUCAAAAUGCAGAAAGCCUAGGGUUGGUAUAUGAGAAAGAGCAGCGGAGGUUUUUUUAAAUGAAGCGAUUUGUGGAGGGAAAGUGAAAGCAAGUGCGAAGACUGGGAAAGGGGAGACGCAGCGCAGAGGCUCAGAUAUGCUGAGUGUGCGCCGAUGAAAAGUAUGAAGCAAGAUGGCACAAAGUGCAGUGAAGACUGAUGAAGCACGUUGGGGAGCAGAGGUGUUGAAGGAAGGACGGAGGAAGUGAGGAACAUAGUCAAGGCUUGGUUUUAGGAAGAAAUGUAUUACUGACAUUUAUACAUUUGGAAUAAUCAAACACCAUACGACUAAUUGGUUGGGAUCAAAGUUAUUUGAUCAGGGUUUUAGUGUUGAAAGUGUUUAUAAUCGUAAAUGUCUGAAGUAGCUUUUAGAACAAUGUUAAUAUUUCACUUGUAUUUUGU
Molecule: messenger RNA, 2472 nt
Organism: Gadus chalcogrammus (walleye pollock)
Lineage: Eukaryota; Metazoa; Chordata; Actinopteri; Gadiformes; Gadidae
Product: B-cell CLL/lymphoma 6 member B protein-like
Biological process (GO): regulation of transcription by RNA polymerase II
Cellular component (GO): nucleus
Molecular function (GO): protein binding; RNA polymerase II cis-regulatory region sequence-specific DNA binding; DNA-binding transcription factor activity, RNA polymerase II-specific
Source: RefSeq, a predicted model, not a curated record